Molecule: messenger RNA, 660 nt
Organism: Paramecium sonneborni
Lineage: Eukaryota; Ciliophora; Oligohymenophorea; Peniculida; Parameciidae
Source: the annotation of a GenBank genome assembly
AUGUUGAUAAGAUUAGAUANUUAUAUUUAGACACUCAAAUGGUAAGUGAAUCCUCCAUCUUAUACUUAUUGGAUUAAUUGGUUUACAGAUUAAUGGGAUAUUUAUGCAAAUAAUCAUGCUAUCAAUCUUUUUUUUAGAAAACCAAACGAAGAAUCCUACUAAUGUAUUUAAAUUUUAAUAAAAAGUAUUUAGAAAGUUAUGUUAACUUAUUGAUUGCACCUUAUUAGAUAUUCAAACUCUUCAAUAUAUGCCUAGAACUAUAGUUGCCUCCUUUAUGUAUUUAAUAAUUUCAUUUCAACUGAAUGUUUUUGAAACUGAUAUGUUAGAAAUCAUGUCCAGAACAUCAAUGUUUCUAUUAAAUCGUAAGUUUAUUUAACCAUAUUAAUUAGGAGAUAAUUAAUUUAAUCUAAUAUUUGGAUAAUUUGUAUCAAUCACUUUUGGCUUUGCUUUAUAAGAUAUUUUACCAGCUAUACAGUAUGCAGUUGGUUUUUAUGAAUUAGAAAUCAAUUAUGAAACACCUCCUGGAGUUGUCCAUUUAUCGAAUACUCCUUUGGAAGUAACAUUAAAUUUUAAACUUAGUCAAAUUAUGAAGAAUUUCUUUCAUUUUAAUGUUAUUCAAAAUACUUACUUGAGUUUAUCAGAUAAAAAACAAGAGAUUGA